Molecule: messenger RNA, 3654 nt
Organism: Ctenopharyngodon idella (grass carp)
Lineage: Eukaryota; Metazoa; Chordata; Actinopteri; Cypriniformes; Xenocyprididae
Gene: fam117ba
Product: family with sequence similarity 117 member Ba
Exons: 8
Coding region: 682-1677 (331 amino acids)
Source: RefSeq, a predicted model, not a curated record
GUGACUGGGUAUUUUAUAGCGUUAUAGCGCCCAUCUCUGGUCGUGGACCAGCACAUCAGCAGCAUGGAGGAAAAACAGCACCACGCGCCUCAGCAACAGUAACGUCGUCUGGUGUGCGCGGGCACGGGCACGGAACCACUGAGAGACUGAGGGAGCGCGCACCUCAACGCCAGCUGUCCUCUGAGGGGGACCCUUGCCGCCCCUCCCCAAAAGACAUGUCUGCAACCGCAAAAAACACCGCGUUUUGAAUCUUUUGUUUUUCAGCUGUUGAGAACCUACAGACACAUUCACCCACUUCGAUAUUACAGCACAGCUCCAGCAUCACCUUUACACCGCGUGAGCCCAUCGACCACCAGCAGCUCAGCAACGCCCAUAGCAACGCCUCCUCUGCGCAUCCUCCUUCUGUUUCUCUGACCCAGCAACACCGGCCGCCCUCCACCAACAACCAACCUGUUUUCCUAACGUUGGAUCCAUAUCAAACCGUUGUGUUUUCUUUUUAUCGCAAAGGACCAUGAACGCGCCGUGUGCAGUCAUUCUUUCAUCAGUCAAAGUCACUCAUCAUUCCGAAAGCCCUUCCUCGAGCUGAAACUGAGGGAUUCUUUUCCCUUGAACUCACCUGUAAGUUCUGGCCUAUCAAGGAACUGGCAGCGGCACGGGAGCUCCGCCCACCACACCCUCGAAAUGAGGGACAAGGCCACUCAGACCCCUAGGGCCUGGGUAGAUGAGCGGAGGAGAGGCUCUCAUAAGCGAUCGGCUUCUUGCGGCAGCACUGACCAGCUGAAAGAGAUCGCAAAAUUGCGACAACAGCUCCAACGUAGCAAACGCAGCAGCCGCCAUCGCCGGGACAAAGACCGCAAGUCACCCUUUAAUGGCAACCAUGCUAUCAUCCAGUCACAGUCUCAGAUGCCUAAAACCAUCCUGAUUCCCAUCCCCAUCUCUAAGUCCACUCCUCCAAGAUUUCGGAACAGCAUAGAGGGGCUCAACCAGGAGAUUGAACGCAUCAUCAUACGGGACACUGUGGAACGAGAUGAGGUCAUAAUACCACAGGAUGUUCCUGAUGGGCACCGCGCGCCCCCUCCCCUCCCCCAGCGCAGCAGCAGCACACGCAGUAUUGACACACAGACGCCCUCGAACGGCGGGCUUGGCAGUAACCGUAGCAACAGCAGCAGCCGAGCCGACUCUGUCUCCCCCUCGUACCUCAGCAUCCUCAACGACACGGUCGGAAACAGCCCACUCGAUGACACGCUCAAUGAGAGCAAAGAAAGAGACCUGGGACCCUGGUCCCCUCUGCCCAAAUAUGCUUCGUCUCCAAAGCCCAACAACAGCUAUAUGUUCAAACGUGAGCCUCCGGAGGGCUGCGAGAAAGUUAAAGCUUUUGAAGAAAACCAGCCAAGGCCUCUCCAAGAAAUUCCUCCAUAUCUCUGCCCAGACAGAAACAAGGUGAACUUCAUUCCCAAAAGCGGAUCUGCUUUCUGCCUGGUGAGCAUCUUGAAGCCUCUGCUGCCCACCCAGGAGCUGAACUUCCGUAGCGGGGUGGGAUACCGCAGUAUCUCCCCCUCAUUGGUGCCUCUGGGUGGGGUCGGGGUUAGGAGCCUGUCCCCCUCCAUGGGUCCCGUCCUGUCCCGUGGACGUCAGUCACCAUGUCUCCCACGACACCUUGAGGAGCCAGAAGGCUAAAACAGAACAAAGGAACCUCAGCAGAUGCCAUUUUCCCACACUCCUGUAUUGUCUGAUAGAGUCAGAGCUUUGUUAAGAUUUUAUUUAAGAACAUGUUCUGAACAACUUCGAAAGAUAUGGGUUUUUUUUUUUUUUUGUUAUUUAAGGGUAAUGGUAUUAUAUGUAAAAUGGAGGAUCAAAAGGAGGUUUUCAAUAUGGUGUAUGUAUAUAGAUGAAGCAUUUUUAGUAUUGCACUUCUUUUUACUUUCUCAACGAUUUAUUGCAUUUUACCAUGAAGCCUUUGAAUUUUAUUAUGUAUAGCUGCAUCCUUUAACCUACACAAGAGUCUGGAAUAAUUUUGAAUGUUUUUCAAAGGUCUCUUAUGCUGCAUUUAUUUGAUUAAAAAUACAGUAAAACAGAAAUAUUAUUAUGAUUUAAAAGAACUAUUUUCUAUUUUCUAUUUCUAAUUUAUUCCUGUGAUCAAAGCUGAAUUUUCAGCAUCAUUACUCCAGUCUUCAGUGUCACAUGAUCCUUCGGAAAUCAUUCUAAUAUGAUGAUUUGAUACUCAAGAAACAUUUCUUAUUAUUAACAAUGUUGAAAAAAGUUGUGCUUAAUAUUUUUUGUGGAAAUGGUAAUGCACUACCAUUCAAAAGUUUGGGAUAAGUAAGUUUAAAAAAAGGAAAGAAAGAAAUACUUUAAUUCAGCAAAGCCUCAUUAAAUUGAUCAAAAGUUACAGUAAAGACAUUUAUAAUGUUACAAAAGACUUAUAUUUCAAAUAAAUGCUGUACUUUUUAACUUUUUAUUCAUCAAACAAUCCUGAAAAAAAUGUAUCAUGAUUUCCACAAAAAUAUUAAGCAGCAAAAACUGUUUAUAGCACUGAUAACAAUAAGAACCAUUAUUAAUAACUGAGCAGAAAAUCAGCAUAUUGUAAUGAUUUCUGAAGGAUCAUGUGACACUGAAGACUGGAGUAAUGAUGCUGAAAAUUCAGCUUUACCAUCAGAGGAAUAAAUGACAUUUUAAAAUAGGGUAUAAUAAAAUAGAAAACUCUUAAAUUGUAAAAAAUAUUGCACGAUAUUACUGUUUUUACAAAUGCAACUUUGGUGAGCAUAAGCGACUUCUUUUAAAAACAUUUUAAAAAUCUUAAUUAUUCCAAACUUUUGACUUGUAGUGUAAAUGUAAGUGUUUUGAUUUACUGAGGAAAUGGAGGUUUUAGGUCACAGUUUUGCUUGCUUAUAGUUUACAUGCAGUUUGAUUAGUGCUGGAAGAACAACCAGAAAUGUUGUAGCAGAAUUGAGAAGGACUAUCAAAUGUGCCUGACUCCCACCACCUGCCCGUAGGACCCCGUUUGCUUACAGUCCUUUUUCUAUCAUCGUCUGACCCUACAUUCGUCUCGGCCCCUUAAAUGUAUAGAUCCCUUCCCCAUAUAUGUAAACCUGUAUGUGCUUAAUGUGAUUAGCUGGAAAGAGGAAGUUUUGAUGGUACACGAACAGCCUGGACACGCAUUAGGAGGAGGAGACAUCGAUCAAUUGUACUGGACAGUAUUAUGAUUAUGAUCCACUUAUCUGUUCUGUUGUUAAAUUUAAAGAUUAGUUCAACUGAAAGGUGUCAUUACUGUAAUUUUAAACAGAGUGAAGGAAAAUGGAUUGCAUUGGAUAUGAAAGACUUGUCAUGAAACAGCAAGAGAAAAGGAUGCAAACAAUUUCAAAGAGGGAGGCAUGGCUUUAGCUAAUAUUGAUCUGAAAAUGUACUGAUUUGAACUGUAGCAACUUUAUACUGUGAAAUAUUCCAUUAUUCAUACCGUAAACUUCCUUUCUUCCAAAAAAAAAAAAAAAAAAAAAAGUUGAUGAAGACCACAGGCAAUCCUGAACAAAAUGUAAUGUAUGUAAUUGCCUUAAUACUGAAUUGAAAUAGGGAAGUGUGUAAAUUAGACAGGUGCCUGAUAUUUCAGUUGUUUAGGUUACCAGAUUCUUCUGUGAAUAAACUUCAAGAUCGUUGUAA